CGGUCUCACGCUUUUACUGCUGGCUGCCAAACACUGUAACCUUACUGUACGGGAGAUGCCAAGAUGGCUGCAAGCAAUUAUUUCGGCUUCACGCAUGCUGCCGGCCCGCAGUACAGUGCCCAGCCUCCCCCGGCAUAUUCCCAUCCCUCCACAGCCAGCUACAGUGUCCAGCAGGCUCCGGCUGUGGCUCACGCAGUGACUGCGUCCUACUCUCCUGCUCCGGUCCAGGCAGCCAGGCCUGUGGUCACUGCUCCUUACCCCACCUAUCAGAGCCACCAGGCUCCCCCUGACUACGCUUACAGGCAGCCAGACCUCCCGGCACCCCCACAGCCCACCACCACCCCACAGACGUACCAAGUGUAUCCGGAAACGGACAACUACAGCUACGGGCGUCCUGCAGCUGUGACUACCUACGACAACAAACAGUACUACCAGACGAGUAUAGCUCCAGCUCAGCGGACACACACAGAUAAUUACUACCAGACAGGGGUAAAGAGCGCUUACAGUCCAGCACCCUCCACUGUGUACAGCCAGCCUCCUCCUCCCCAGCGGCAAGUAACGGCCUUGAAGCCUCUGGCCCCCUCUGUGUCCACCAGCUACAACAUCUACCCCGUGUCCACCAGUGUGCAGCAGCCACCAACACCCAUUUCCUCCUACACCCUCGGCUCCUCCUUUGGCUCCACUGUUGCGCCCACUACUUACUCGGGCAUUAGCUACUCCAGUUAUGACUCAACCGGCUACACCUCCACUCCCACCCCAUCCUAUUACCAGCCGGCCCAGCAGACUCUCACCCAGUCGCAGCCUCCUCCUCCUCAGCAGCAGCAGCUGCAACAACAACCGCAGCCCCCCAUGCAGUCACCACCCAAGCAGCUGACGAGCUCUUCCUGGAGCAACUCUGGCAGCAACAUGGUGACGGCCCCCACUGUAAACGCCUACAAGAAGCCCAUGUUUCACCAGAGCAAGCUGCAAAGGCCCAAAGGGCCUCCGAAGCAGCCCCAGCUCCAUUACUGUGACAUUUGCAAGAUCAGCUGUGCAGGCCCGCAGACGUACCGGGAGCAUCUAGAGGGCCAGAAACAUAAGAAAAAGGAGGCAGCCCUGAAAUCCGGGGCCAACAACGGGCCGAGGGGCGUCCAGACUCAGUUACGCUGUGAGCUAUGUGACGUCGCCUGCACCGGCGUGGAUGCCUACGCCGCGCAUAUCCGUGGGGCCAAACACCAGAAGGUGGUGAAACUUCACACCAAGUUGGGUAAACCUAUACCUUCCACUGAGCCAGUGUUGGUGAAUUCAGCUGCAGUCGUCACAACAUCAACAGCCGGGAAACCUACCGUCUGUACUUCCACUCCUGCUUCUGCCUCAAUCACUUCAACUCCUAUUGUGACACCCAAACAGGUGGCCGUAAACGUCGCCGCCAAAACGGCACCAGUCAAGAAACCAGCUCCCUCCAAGAUAACUGUUAUUUCCCAUAAGCCAGUCAGCGCUCCAGCAGCCACAGUGGCGGCGCCUGCCAAGGUGGAGGAGCCCAUGCAACAGCCGGCUCAGAGAAUGGACCCUCAGAGUGACGAUGAGGACUGUGACAGAGCUGGAGGCCAAGGAGACAUCCAGCCAGUGGGACACGACUACGUCGAGGAGGUCCGUAACGAUGACGGAAAAGUGAUUCGGUUCCACUGCAAACUGUGUGAGUGCAGUUUCAACGACCCUAACGCCAAAGACAUGCACCUGAAAGGCAGAAGGCACAGACUCCAGUACAAGAAGAAAGUCAACCCAGAGCUUCCUGUGGAGAUCAAGCCCAGUAACCGGGCCAGGAAGCUGCAGGAGAGCAAGCUGAAGAAGCAGAAGCAGAAAGCGGUGCUGAAGAGACAGAGAGACGAUGAGCAGCGCUGGCACAUGGAGAUGAGGUCAGACUCGUGGCCAAAACGCUAUGAGGAGGACAUGUACUGGAGGAGGAUGGAGGAGGAGCAGAUGUACUGGGGGGAGCAAAGACGCAGGAUGGCUCCUCCGCCCCUCAUGAGCCGCCCUGGCAUGCCAGUCCCACCUCUGCUGACGUGUGUGCGUCGGCCAGACUCGCCCGAUGACCGUCACAUCAUGGCCAAGCACUCGACCAUUUACCCGGUGGAGGAAGAGCUGCAGGCUGUUCAGAGGAUUGUCUCCCACUCUGAGAGAGCCCUGAAACUGGUCUCGGACUUCCUGCUGGAGAAGGAGACUCCGGCUGUUGAUACCGCUGCUGAUGAGGGAGAAGAUGAAAAAGGCGCUGAGAACUCAGGGCGGCUUCUAAAAGGAGUGAUGAGGGUGGGUAUCCUGGCCAAAGGCCUGCUGCUACGUGGAGACCGAAAUGUUGAGCUCAUCCUACUGACGGCUAAGAAACCCACCGUCUCUUUACUGAAGAAUAUCGCCAAGCAUUUGCCCAAAGAGCUAGAGACAUUUUCUGAAGAUCAGUAUGAGGUGCAGGCUCACCCCGAGGAGGCGAACAUCGUGAUAUUUUCAAGCAAGGAGCCCAAAAUGCAGGUGACCAUUUCUCUCACCUCGCCGCUGAUGAGGGAGGACCCUGCUACUGAGAAGGACAAGCAGGCAGGAGGAAAAACGGCUGAGAAAGGCGUGGCUGAAAAGGACCCGACUGACCUCCUGAACAAGAGGAAGUGUCUGGAGUACCUGGCUGCUCUCCGUCACGCCAAAUGGUUUCAGGCUCGGGCCAACGGGCUGCAAUCCUGUGUGAUCAUCAUUCGGGUGCUGAGAGAUUUAUGUCAGCGGGUUCCCACGUGGGGAAAGAUUCCCUGCUGGGCGAUGGAGCUGUUGGUGGAGAAAGUGAUCAGCAGUGCUGCGGGCCCGCUGAGCCCGGGAGAGGCCAUGCGCCGAGUCCUGGAGUGCAUCUCCACAGGCAUCCUGCUACCAGAAGGUCCAGGUUUGAUGGACCCUUGUGAGAAAGAGACUACAGAUGCCUUGGGAAGCAUGAUGCUGCAAGCCAGAGAGGACGUCACUGCCAGCGCACAGCAUGCCCUGCGGCUGCUUGCUUUCCGUCAGAUCCACAAGGUUCUGGGCAUGGACUCCCUGCCGGCGUCCAAGGCCAGCGCCCGCAACCGGAAGCGCAGGCGUGACGGCAGCGACUCGGGCGACGGGGAGGGGGAGGGCAAAAAAGACAAGAAGGAAGAAGCCGAGAGCGCUUAACCUCUGCCCCCCCAAAGCGGAGGCCUGUGCCAGUUCAGAGGCUGGUAGAAUGUCACGAGUUUCAACCUUUUUCUUAUUUUGAAAACAAAUCUUAACACGCAGCUACACACAUAUGAAUAUAACUGACUGUACACCUGUACAUGUCUACUGUUGAAGUAAAAGUCUUGUUUGAGGAGGUGACUGAAGCUUUAGAAUCUGUACUAUUAAUCCUUCUCUUGCAUAGCAAUUCUUUUUACAUUUAAACAGGACUAUAAUUGCACACUAACUACUGACCCUCCCUACUAUUUAUUCAUAAUAGCUAAACCACUACCGUCACGUCAAAAACAGUUAUAUUGCUUCCCAGCUUGAGUCAGGACUCUAAACGAACGUCGGUGCAUGACAUUUGUUUACUGUUUUUUUUUUUUUUUCUAUCCGUGUUCAACAGAAGAUGGAGGUUUAAGUUUAUAAGCUUUGGAGCUGUGGGAAAAGUCCCAGAAGACGGUACUGUGAUGUUAAAUGUGCCUAAGAUGACACAGUAAUAAAACUGUGACGCUGUUGAACUCGCGUUACACUAAAAAUUACUUUGCCUGGAAAGUAUGUCGCCAUUAAGGGGUUUUUGCUAGAAGCGUACAAGUAACAGAAGUUAUGCUUUUUGUUUUUUUUCCACACUGGAGAGUAAACCGAAAGCGAGCGAGAGAGAGAGAGAGGUCUUAUGUUGCACAGUCUGUGGCAUGCUGAGGACAUUAAGCACUUAAAUAAUGACAAUGUUACGGAAUGCAGCAAUUUUAUCAUUUGAACAAUACGCCUAGUAAUCUUUUUUCUUCCAGAGUACGAUUAGCAGAAGAGAGAAGCUUUAAUCUGAGAAAUAAGACUGUAUAUCUACUGUAAUGAUCAAGUAGUCCUUUGACUUUCUUCCUUUGUGCCUGCAUUGCGUUGUGUUUUACAGAGAAAGGGGAACAUGUAUGUGUUGUAAUUUGAUAUCGUAUUGAUAUAGUUUUGCAAAGAUGUGGGUCAGAGAAGGGACAGCUGUAAAACUAUGGCUUAAAAAAUGACCUGAGCGAAUAAAUGUGCCGUUUUUAGUUAUAUUUUCAUUUAUCCAGAGUAUUAUAUAAGUAUUGCUUAUUUUAUUUCAGACGGAAAUUAUAUUUUGUGUAAAGAAAGUGACCAUUUCUGUCCUUUUAUUAUUUGACUGUCUUUGUAGUGUUGCCUAAAAAUAAACGAGAGAUAUUAAAACAGUUUUAAGCCA
Pungitius pungitius (ninespine stickleback) is the source of this 4384-nucleotide messenger RNA. It is a transcript of the gene zfr2, whose product is annotated as zinc finger RNA binding protein 2. NCBI's taxonomy places the organism in Eukaryota, Metazoa, Chordata, Actinopteri, Perciformes, Gasterosteidae. The transcript is spliced from 19 exons. Gene Ontology annotation, molecular function: zinc ion binding; double-stranded RNA binding; single-stranded RNA binding. The record is from RefSeq and is a predicted model, not a curated record. Bases 64 to 3159 code for a protein of 1031 amino acids. Gene Ontology annotation, cellular component: precatalytic spliceosome.